This is a messenger RNA of Linum tenue, 2480 nucleotides long. The record is from the annotation of a GenBank genome assembly. NCBI's taxonomy places the organism in Eukaryota, Viridiplantae, Streptophyta, Magnoliopsida, Malpighiales, Linaceae.
CUAAAACCCUAGAAAAAGAACGGAAGCCACACAAAAAAAACCUCCCACGUUCACGACUUCGCUCCGCCAACCGCCUCGUUCUCUCUCAGCCCUGCUCUGCUCGCUCGCUGCUGGUGUUCUUCCUCCUCCUUCGCGGCAACCAUGGGCAAGAAACUGAAAGACAUAGAAACUCCGCAAAUUGACGACACCGCGAGUAGAAAGGAGAAGAAGAAAAACAAGAAGAAGAAGCAGCAGCAGCAGGAAGAGGCAGAAAUCGAGGAACAACAAGCAAGUGGAAAGCAGGCGAAGAGAAAGCUCGACCAAGCUCAAUUAGGAGGUGAAGCAACUGAAAAUGGAAGCAGGAAGAAGGAUAAGAAGAAGAAUAAGAAGCAGCAGGAGGAGAAUGGCGGGAAAGAGGAGGCAAACGGAGGCGGGGUAGAGGCGGUGAACGGGAAGGAGAAUGGCGGAGUUCGAGAAGAGAGCGGUAGUAAGGAAGGCGGCGAGGUAGAUAAGGUUUUGGUUACUGGAAAGGAUGCGGAUGAUUCCAAAUACAGGCCGUUGAAGUCGUUCGCGGAGGCGAAGCUGCCGGAGAAAGUGCUGGAGUGCUGCCAGGGUUUCAAAACACCCUCGCCGAUUCAGUCUCAUUCCUGGCCUUUCUUGUUGGACGGGCGUGAUUUCAUUGGCAUUGCCAAGACUGGUUCAGGGAAGACAUUGGCGUAUGGGAUACCUGCAAUAAUGCACGUAAUGAGCAAGCGUAAAGGCAAAAUGGAGAGAGGGCAAAUUCCACUCUGUUUGGUGCUUGCACCUACAAGAGAGUUAGCUGACCAAAUUUUUGUUGUCCUGCGUGAUGCUGGGGAGCCGAAUGGUAUACGAUCAGUCUGUGUGUAUGGAGGAACGCCUAAAGGUCCUCAAAUAGCUUCUUUGAAGUCUGGUGUGGACAUUGUGAUUGGAACCCCUGGUCGUUUGAAAGAUUUGAUUGAAAUGGAGGUCUGCCGCCUUAAAGAUGUAUCUUAUGUGGUCCUUGAUGAAGCAGAUAGAAUGCUGGAUAUGGGAUUUCGGCAAGAAGUGCAACAUAUACUGAGCAAAACAGCUUCUCGUACAAUCUCUCUCUCUCUCUCCCCCCCUCUCUUCAUUCUCUGUGUGUGUCUCAACUAGAGGAAACAGGGACUGCCUUCAGAUGGUAGCUGCUGUACAUAGGCUUAGAGUUUUGUAUGGUCCCUAGGGCUGCCAAUUCGGCUGCGCAUGGAGCCCUUCCUCUGUGCAAAUAGGUAAAAAAAAAAAAAAACGCUUAGUUGAAGAGAGGCAAUAAUUAUUGUGGGAGUUGUAGAUGGUCUUUAAACUGAGUAGAUGUGGAAGUUCUGCCUGGAGAAAAUGAAUGCACUAUUUUGUAAAUCCAUCAAUCCAUACUUGAUAAUGUCUACUUCAUUAGUUCUUUAAACUGAUACUUGAGCUUUAAAAAUUAGUUUCUGUGUGGCCCUGCUUAAAUAUCUUUUGUCUCUUCCUUUGAAACUUGUCAAAGCUCGCCAGAUGCUAAUGUUCAGUGCUACAUGGCCACUGGAUGUUCACAAUCUAGCCAAGGAUCACAUGGACCCCAACCCAGUUAAGGUGGUUGUAGGUUCCGAAGAUACAGCUGCCAACCAUGACGUCUUGCAGAUUGUUGAGGUCAUUGAAGACCGGUUACGUGAUGACCGCUUGCUUGCGUUGUUAGAAAAAUAUCACAAGAGCCAAAAGAACAGGGUGAUCGUUUUUGCAUUGUACCAAAAGGAAGCUGAGCGCCUUGAGGGAAUGUUAAGGAGGAGUGGAUGGAAGGUUGUUGGUAUACACGGAGCCAAAUCACAGGAGCAGCGGACGAAGUCACUGUCGUUAUUUAAGACAGGAGGCUGUCCUUUAAUGGUGGCUACUGAUGUGGCUGCUCGAGGAUUGGAUGUUCCAGAUGUUGAAGUCGUGAUCAAUUACAGUUUCCCGCUCACUACCGAAGAUUACGUCCACAGAAUCGGGAGGACUGGACGUGCCGGGAAGAAGGGCGUUGCUCAUACUUUUUUCACGCACCAUAAUAAGGGACUCGCGGGCGAGCUAGUGAAUGUCCUCCGCGAAGCGAAGCAGAUAGUUCCGGAAUCCCUAUUGAAGUUUGGUACUCAUGUCAAGAAAAAGGAAUCGAAGCUGUAUGGUGCCCACUUCAGAGAGAUAAGUGCGGAUGCUCCCAAGGCUAAGAAGAUAACAUUCAACUCGGAUGAUGAGGACUGAAUCCAAAGAUCAUCUUCUUCGCUCAGUUAUAUUAUUUCCUUUUAACCGGUAAGCAUUGUUUCCUUCUAUUUAUCCCCCUGGUUUUGUCAAGCGCAAUUUUGUUCCAUUGCUUAACACUCGAUGAUUCAUGUACCAUUCAUGUAAUGUGAACAUAAACCGUUUUCAUAAGAUACAUCAGUCAUCACUAUCAGUCUCACCCGAGAAUCCUUGGGUGUCUUCUUUUGUGAUAAUCUUGAAUCUUGAUUAGCUCUCCUCAC